This is a messenger RNA of Ciona intestinalis (vase tunicate), 2221 nucleotides long. RefSeq lists its product as uncharacterized. NCBI's taxonomy places the organism in Eukaryota, Metazoa, Chordata, Ascidiacea, Phlebobranchia, Cionidae. The record is from RefSeq and is a predicted model, not a curated record.
CUUGUGUUUUAUAAUCGUAGGUACAUGUUGACAAAGCAGGUAUAGUUUCCUCGCUUUUGUUUGGAAGCUUUUGUCGAGUUAUUGGUUUUGUUUUACAGUGUAUAGGAACAAGUCGUCCUAUUGUUUUGGGGUUUAAUUUUCCAUGGGUAAGUAUUUUGGAUUCUGCCUACAAGCCUAGUAGGUGAAAACGGAUCUCUUUAUCGUUCAGGGGGUGGGCAGAGUUAUGUUGUGAACAUUUUAAAUGUCAACAGAUCAAAGCCGAUGACGGGUUUUGCUCCCAAUUUACGCACGAACUAAUCCUUGUAUACGUACAUGGUUACGCAAUAUAUUGUGGUCGUGUUACGCAACAAAAUCUUACAGCUGCUGGCAUAAGAUUGUUUAUCGAUUCUUACACCUUUUUUUCGUGUCCAGUCUGUAGUAGCAGCUGGUGGAAUAAAUUCGGUUGCAUAGUUGUAAAAUUCACAAAGCGCUCGGUUAUUUUACUGGCCCAUAGAACUUCUAUAUUGAUCCGCAUGAAAGAUCUUGCCAAAGCCGCGUAGUGUACUGCUGCAGCAGUACAACACACAAAUCUAUUUGACCAUUAUAGAAAAGCAUCUGUUUUAAACAAAAAGUCACAAACAUUCAAUUUAACAAAUAACAGCUCGAAAUCAUACGCCAUUCUACUUAUUUUAUGACCCGCCAGGGUCAGAGGUGCCACUCAUAUUCCAAACAACCUUGGUAUAACAAAACAACAUUUUAGAAACAAGAAACCAACGUUUAAUUCAGAUUCUGAGCAGCAUCAUUCAGAUUCUGAGAAGCAUACAUUGGUUUAAGUAGCACCGUAAGCAUGGUAAAGUUGUUAAACACUCCGUUCGGAAAUUAUGGGUAUGUUCUUAACCAAGGAGGGUUACCACCACAAUUUCGCGACGAAAUCACAUUGGUGACGUCAAAUAAACCAAUAGUGACGUCAAAUAAACCGAUAGUGACGUCAUCAAAACCCAGCGCGUACGAAGCGAAAUAUCUCAAAACGAGUGAGCUGGGAAAAUCUCAGAUAUAUCGAGCAAGGGACCCGGAUUCCUACUCAAAGCGAGGUCUAUUACAUCUUGGACAACUACCAAAACCUAAAGGCUUAGAUAUUACAACUCUAGCAGCAGCAGCCACAAGCAAAUCAACUCCUGUUGCAACAAGACCCGCCACACAACAAGUUAACUGCUUCAAAAAAGAAGCGAAUGCAGUGUUAAAACUGCCUAGUAUUGCACCAAAGCAACUCGCUAUUUGGAGCAGCUCAAGAUUUCACACAAGUUCUCACCUUCGGGGAACUCCCGGGUUCGCUAAAAGUUACGCAGCUUCACGAUCAGGACUUGGAAGUUGGGGGAAGGUUCUCGGUUCUGGAAGUGACGUAGAUAUCGCUUUGGUGACGUCUGACGAACGCGAAACGAGAAAUGACGUUAUGGCGUCGAAUGAGCUAUUGAGGAUCGAACCGACCUCAAUGAAACUAAGCAAACUUGGAAGACUAAAGAGCCAAAGGAUGUUGGAUGUAUACGCGGGGAUGAGCAUUAAACAUAGGGAACAUAGGGAUAAAAUUAUAAUGGACCGUGUCACGACAGCAGAAAAAAUAAAAGAGGAGAUUAAUAACAAUGAGACGCAGCGACGUCGCGAUGCUCUUACGUCAUCAAUAGACGCGCAAAAGAAACAAUUGCGUGAAGUUCGGAGUCGGCAUAACAAAAGGUACGAAACCCGACUUGCGUCGCUCUAUUUGUCGAAAACACCGGCCGUGGAAUCAAGAGAACAGGCCUCCGAGGACAAGUUGGCGAAUGCACCGAGCAUUCAAACUACACCGAGAGAAAUGUACGGUCUGCCGGAGGAUGAAAACGAUUUGCGCCCGAAUACGGUUCGCAUGUGGCGAAAGAACCGAAAAAUGUCGAACAAAAUAUCUCUGGAUGCUUUCAAUGCUGCGAAAAGUAACUUGCCAGUGAAUUUUAACAAUGUUUGGAAUAUGACUCGACCGAGAACAACUGCGAAUGUUACUGUUUGAUAUACAUGUGACGUCAACAAAACUGGUGACGUAGAAACUCGUGACGUCAUGUGUGUGACGAUAAAUUGACCCUGAAGUGUCGCAAUGAGAUAGUUAGAUCAUCCUCGUGUAUUCAUUUUUUACACUUUUUUUUAUUGUUUUGUUCAUCAAAGCAACAACGAAGAAAUAUUAAGUUAAAAAAGUGUAAAUAUUAGGAAGCUUAAUACG